AUGAGUCGACCAUUCCAGAACUACGACCCUUUCACCAAGAGCUUCAGGCCAUCCCUAUCCAAACAAUCCCAUAGCCGAGCAUCCGGAGGCAAGAGACCUGGCGGGGUAAGAUCCAAGUUGGUGUCGCGCCCCAGUCCAGAAUUAAGCGAGCAGAGUGUCGACUUCCCCGACGAUGAGUUUCGACCAUCGGAACAGCUUUCAGUCACUACUGGUGUGAUCGAUCUCACAAGAACCGAUAUUGUGCCGCCGCCAGAACAGUAUGGGAGCCCGAAUGACAACCAUGUGGCCGACGACAGACCUAUCGACUCAGCCCCCCCGUCUUACAUCAAUGCACCGAAACAACAUGACAAGCCAAGCACGAGCGACGCACAAAUAUCAAACCUUACAGUGUCGGGUACCGAUGAUUGUCUUCGUACCAACGGUGCUCGCCAUAGAGCGUCACCACUUGCGAAGUUGAAGGAGACACGCCUUCACCUAAGCAACGGAGAUCAGUCAGUGGCUCUCAUUGACCCUUCUGUUCAUGAUGCUGGGCGUCUCGAUUCCCAGUCUCUGCCGACCAAUAUUGCCGAAAUCAACGUCGCACUUGUAGAAAAUGAUGCCGGGCAUGGUAUUACGGCAACAGGAGACCAUGAAGUCACUGUACUAGCUUCUGUUCGCAAUGAGAACGAUGUUUGGGAAUCCCCGGUCAAGACUGAUGAAGAUCAACUCAUGGUUGACAUGGGCAACCAUGCCAACGGUCAAAUUGGCAAGUCUAUUCGAAGUACUUCCACCGGAUCGGAACAGGGCCAACCUGUUGAUGUGGUCGCCGAUGGAGAUUGGGAGAUCACUGAGUUGAUCGGGAAAGAAGUUAUACAGGGCAAGGUACACUACUUGGUUCGUUGGCAGGCAACUCUUGUGCCAGAGGACGAGAUCAAUGCCCCCGAACUAAUAGGCAGGUUUGAGGCGAAGUUCGGGGUGAAGGCAAGUCCACAUACGGGGUCCUCCAGGGUUGCAAAGCAGACUCGCCCAACGAAGAUGAGGAAGACCGACGAGGAGGCAAAAGGUGGCAUGGCAACAGGGAGGAGUAAUUGCGUUUCCGACCACUUCAUCAUGCCAUACCAAUGA
Molecule: messenger RNA, 1104 nt
Organism: Verticillium dahliae VdLs.17
Lineage: Eukaryota; Fungi; Ascomycota; Sordariomycetes; Glomerellales; Plectosphaerellaceae
Exons: 4
Coding region: 1-1104 (367 amino acids)
Source: RefSeq, a predicted model, not a curated record